GCUAACGGUUUCCGGUAGCGGUAGCCCCGGAGGGUGGACCUAAAGAGGCAACGCCGCGUCCCGAAAUCCCGGACCGCUGCAGCAACUACGAGAUGAUGGGCUACGAGGCGUGCGAGUUAGAGUCCAUGGAAGGCGAAGAGGCCGUGGAGGUCCCGGGGCCACCCCCGGAGCCGCGAGCCCCGGAGCCCCGAGCCCCAGAACCCGAACCGGGCUUAGACUUGAGCUUGAGCCCGAGCCCUCUGCCCGAGAGUCCGGAGCGGCGGGACGGCAGCCCGGGGCGGCGGAAGGGGCGGCGGGGCGGCCGCCGGAGGGGGCGGCAGGUUCGUUUUCACCUGGCCCCGUCCUCUCCGGCCCGGUCCGAGCCGCUGGGCGACGAUCCCGCGGCGUCGCAUGAGCUGGAGACACCGACCCUGCAGAGCAGCCUGGCUUUGAGUUUGGAGUUGCAGAACGCGCGCGCCGCUAUCGCCGGCGGCCACUUUGACGCCUCCAAGGCGGUGGAGGAGCAGCUGAGAAAGUCGUUCCAGACCCGCUGUGUGCUGGAGGAGACCGUGGCGGAGGGGUUGAACGUGCCGCGCUCUAAGCGGCUCUACCGAGACCUCGUGAGUCUGCAGGUGCCGGAGAAGCAGGUUCUGAACGCCGCGCUCAGGGAGAAGCUGGCGAUGCUGCCGCCGCCGCAGCCCCGAGCCCCGCCCCCGAAGGAGGUGCUCGGGUCCGGGCCAGACAUAACCAUGCUGUGCAGUCCGGACUCCCUGUGUUACGAAUCUCCGCACUUGACAGUGGAAGGACUGCCCGCGCUAAGGCUUCAAGCCCGGACCCGCCCUUCAGAAGACACCUUCCUCAUGCAUCGCAUGCUGAGGCGCUGGGAAGCCUAGCCCUCAAAACAUCUCUUACUGCUUUUUGUUAAAACUGUUUCCUCAUAGAAUAAAGUGAGUUGUUGUUUUGCUAAAUUACCGAAUUCCUCUUCGGAGCUAUGAUGGUAUUAAACU
Molecule: messenger RNA, 986 nt
Organism: Acomys russatus (golden spiny mouse)
Lineage: Eukaryota; Metazoa; Chordata; Mammalia; Rodentia; Muridae
Gene: Ppp1r35
Product: protein phosphatase 1 regulatory subunit 35
Exons: 4
Coding region: 93-872 (259 amino acids)
Biological process (GO): negative regulation of phosphatase activity
Molecular function (GO): phosphatase binding
Source: RefSeq, a predicted model, not a curated record